AUGGCCAAGCGCACCAAGAAGGUUGGCAUCACUGGAAAGUACGGCACCCGCUACGGCGCUUCACUGAGGAAGAUCAUCAAGCGCUACGAUAUCCAGCAGCGCGCCCGCUACAUGUGCUCCUUCUGCGGCAAGGAGAACGUGAAGCGUGUGGCCGGUGGCAUUUGGAAGUGCAAGGGCAAGACCUGUGGAAAGAUCAUGGCUGGUGGCUGCUGGACCCUGAGCACGGGCCCAGCCGCCACGGUGCGCGCCACCAUCGCGCGCCUCAGGAAGCAGCAGCAAGGCAAAAGUGCCGGGACUUGGGAGAAGUUCUUGGCAGUUGAAGCCUCAGAUUAUAGUAAUAGCUAUAUAUAUAUAUGA
Cladocopium goreaui is the source of this 357-nucleotide messenger RNA. The record is from the annotation of a GenBank genome assembly. Lineage: Eukaryota; Dinophyceae; Suessiales; Symbiodiniaceae.